GGGUUGGACAGCAAAAAAAGAAGCAACCGACUUCCUUCAGUAGCAAACCUAUCUUGGCAGUAAAUUCAAGACACACAUCAUAGAAAAUCAAGACAAGAAACGAAGAAGAAAUCUCCCCGAACCGAAGGGCAUCCUGACUUGAUCAGCAUCACAAAGAACGGGGAACAACGCGCAGGAUGGACCAAUCGAUAUUUUCGCUGUUUACCACCAAAGACUGGCCAUUUCAAUCGGCAAGGAGGGCUUCAGAUGUCAAUGAAACAGACAGACAUGCCCAGAAACAGAAAUCGAGGAACAGAGGUGAAGAAGACUUACUGGCGAGUAAGAGGCUUCGAUCACGCGAAGAAACGAUCGAUGGGAUGUUGUUCUUCGAUCGGCUGAUGAAACUAGGCUCUAUCCCUAACUUCAAGGAGCUCUUCCCACCACCCCAUCCAUCUCGUCUCCGCCAGCUAUUAGACUCCAUCGAUGCCUGUGCAUUCGACCUACUGAAAAAGAAUUGCUUGGUGUACUACCUCCUGAAAGAAUAUGGCGAUGGUCGAGAAAAUCGCUUUGCAAUCGAUCGAUUGAUCCCAUCUCAUUUUAGUCGUGGACUCGAUGGUCUAUGGGCACUCGAUCACUCCCAAUGGCAGUCUGCCAUCCGAUCCAUGUCUGAUCCGACUGUCACGCCAGAUUUCUUACCAGAAAUCAUCCGGACUCUUGCUACCCAACCCCCUCUAUACCUUAGAUCGGACUAUGUCAUGCGGUUUUAUCAGCUUACCCAACCUUCACUCGAUCUUCCAUCAAUCGAAUUCGUAUUACGAGCCAUGUGCAUCAAUUCUAACCUUCGAUCUGCCUGGGCUCUUCAACGCUCCUAUGGCCGACCGGAGCGGGAUCGGCUGUUAAGGAUCCUAUUCGAAACGUGCUUUGGUCUCAAUGACCAUCGUCAACCACUAGCAGAAACCCUGCAAAUUAUGGUUGCCUUUCCAUUCGACGAGCUUGAAGACACCACUUUAUCUCGAUUUGCCAUCGGCGCACCUCAGUUGUUGCCCGGGCCGCAUUCAAUGGUCGUGAUUCAAUUUUACCUGAGCAAACUCACUUCCGAGGCUCGUUACAUUGAAGCUAUCAGAUUUGAACGCGAGUUGUUGGAAUCAGCUGGCAUCGUCUCUAAUCCUGAAAUCGAUCGCGUCAUCCGAGGCAUUGCUGAGAUGCUACCGGAGGUUCAACGAAACAUGCUGGAGCUCGAAUUCGAUCAACAGCAUCCAAUCCUAAACCAAGCCCAAACAUCCAACGGGAUGGCGGAAGACCCUUCAAACGAUAUGGACCUCAGCGCCAGUUACGAUGUAUGCUCACUUGCUUGGGAUCCCCCUGCUUCACCACCAACAUUACCACCUCCCAGUUCGUUGGCCGAAGCACGCACCCAACAGGAACUACUCAACCCACCUAAAACAACUGUUUCCCGGACUUCGCUGCCUCUAUCAGCCUCGCCAUUUUUAAGGCGCGCGAUGCCAAGGAUGUCACUUGACAAGUCGAAUGUACCACAAAAGGUACUUCUCAAAGCACUCGCCUACACCCGUCAACCCACAGCACCCAACUCACCGGAUCCCCUGCAAGAGCCAGCUCUGCCCGAUCAAGUUGGUGACCAAGGUGACUCCGAUAUGCCACCCACCCCGGCGCCUUCCCGCACCACUCCUCGCUUCACACAUUUUGUCGGUCCAUCUCGAUUGCCAGCCAGUGCAACUAAGCCACCACCCCCACCACCAAACUUCUCGACAUCCUUCGCCCGUUCAAGCGUCGCGGCCACGGGCAGUCCAUUCCAUAGACUAAGCUUUCCAGAGGUAGAAAAGCCCUCGCCAGCGGUAGCUGAAGAACGAUGGCCAACUCGAAUAGCAUUCACUCCCCGUCGACCGUCCCAUAAAAGAGUGGAGGAACGGGCGCCCAAACAGGGGAUCCCGACGCAGAACAUUCGAGAAGUACGGAACACCGCUAGCAGUGAAAGUAGUGAGGAGCCCAUUGCCAGCCGGCCACCGACGAGUGUACCAAAGCAACAAUUUGCGGCUGUCGUGGUUCCCCGAGACAACAGACGAGAACUCAAGUCGCCCCCGAAGAAAAUGGCCAGGGUGAGUAAGAACUCGACCCGUCGGGCACCACAGAUGGACCGGGUUCUCCCAGGCGGAUUGAACCUCGAUGAUGAAGAGAUGGACGAGCUUCCGGAGACCAGUCAGCUGGAGCAAUCCUCGAUUGAAACCAGUAAACCACCGUCACGUAGAAACGAAGCUCACCCCAAAGAAAACUUCCAACCAUCUCAUCGAUCCACCACCACCACCACCACCACCCGAAAAAAAGCCAAGGUAGAUGAUCAUAACAGCCACAGUAAUGCGCAUUUGCAAGGCUCUACCGUCGUCCCACCCGUCACGCCGCGUCGAUCAACUAGGCUACAUUCCACCACACCGGCUAAGAAGUGGGUCCUUCCCGGCGGCAUGAUCGAUCAUGAUUCGAUCGAGGAAGACGACGAUGAACAUGUCCCUCAUCGUCAUCAUCAAGAACCACUCCAAAGCUCUCAAGGCUCUAGAAAAACCCCUGGUAAAUCUAAAAGUAGGAAGAAAGUGGUCUCUAAUAAAUGAUUCUGUCCUUCCUUCCUCUUCUUCUUUUGUUUGUUUGCUUAUAUAUGUAACUUAUAUAUACAUAACUUAUAUAUACACAGCUUAUACAUGCAUAACAUACUU
Messenger RNA from Puccinia graminis f. sp. tritici CRL 75-36-700-3, 2699 nucleotides. RefSeq lists its product as uncharacterized. The transcript is spliced from 3 exons. NCBI's taxonomy places the organism in Eukaryota, Fungi, Basidiomycota, Pucciniomycetes, Pucciniales, Pucciniaceae. The record is from RefSeq and is a predicted model, not a curated record. Bases 177 to 2597 code for a protein of 806 amino acids.